Messenger RNA from Octodon degus (degu), 3799 nucleotides. It is a transcript of the gene Pear1, whose product is annotated as platelet endothelial aggregation receptor 1. Gene Ontology annotation, molecular function: protein binding. The transcript has 24 exons. The record is from RefSeq and is a predicted model, not a curated record. Gene Ontology annotation, cellular component: membrane. Lineage: Eukaryota; Metazoa; Chordata; Mammalia; Rodentia; Octodontidae. Bases 321 to 3443 code for a protein of 1040 amino acids.
UCUCCCCUGGCCCCAUGUUGGCAUCCAGCCCUGGAUUGAGCAGCUGCCGCCUCCACUCUGCAGCCCUGCCCUGGAGGGCCUUCACCAAAACCAAGCCUGGCCACUCCCCAGGCCCUGCACCUCCCACCAGCUGAGGGUUCCACAUCCUGAGUACUGGGAUCCCCCAGGACACGCUGUGGCUCCCACACCCUUGCUGGGGCCCUGACCCACCUGAGUUCCUCAGGUCUCACCUGCCCAGAUCUCUGCAGACCCUAUACCCCAGCUGGUGGCCACAGUGUUCCUCACCUGCUGGGUGCCUAGCCCUGUUGCAGGUUCCUGCAAUGUUGCUACCUCUGCGUCCCCUCCUUCUCCUGGCCCUAGACCUGGGGCUGACCAGAACUCUCAACUCCAAUGACCCCAAUACCUGCAGCUUCUGGGAAAGCUUUACCACGACCACCAAAGAGUCCCACUCCCGGCCCUUCAGUCUGCUCUCCUCUGAGCCCUGUGGCAAGUCCUGGGAGGGUCUCCACACCUGUCCCCGGCCCACGGUUGUCUAUCGGACUGUGUACCGCCAAGUGGUGAAGACAGACUACCGCCUGCGCCUGCGCUGCUGCCAGGGCUUCUACGAAAGUAGUGGGACGUGCAUCCCGGUCUGUGCUCAGGAGUGUGUCCAUGGCCGCUGUGUGGCGCCCAAUCAGUGCCAGUGUGUGCCAGGCUGGAGAGGCAACGACUGCUCCAGUGCAUGUGCCCCCAGAAUGUGGGGGCCGCAGUGUGACCAGCCCUGCUACUGUGGCAACAACAGCUCCUGUGAUCCUAUGAGCGGGGUGUGUUCCUGCCCCUCUGGCCUGCAGCCUCCUAACUGCCUUCAGCCGUGCACCCCUGGCCACUAUGGGCCUGCCUGCCUGUUCCAAUGCCAAUGCCAUGGGGCACCCUGUGAUCCCCAGACUGGAGCUUGCUUCUGUCCCCCAGGGAGAGAAGGGCCCAGCUGUGAUGUGUCCUGUCCCCGGGGCACUGCUGGCUUCUUGUGCCCUACAACCCAUCCUUGCCAAAAUGGGGGUGUCUUCCAGGCCCCCCAGGGCUCAUGCAGCUGUCCACCUGGCUGGAUGGGCACUAUUUGCUCCCUGCCCUGUCCAGAGGGCUUCCACGGACCUAACUGUUCCCAGGAAUGUCGCUGCCACAAUGGUGGCCUCUGCGACCGAUUCACUGGGCAGUGUCGCUGUGCUGCGGGCUACACAGGCGAUCGGUGCCGUGAGGAGUGCCCAGUGGGCAGCUACGGGCCGGAUUGUAAUGGGACGUGUGACUGCGCCCCGGGUGCGCGCUGUUUCCCCGCCAACGGCGCAUGUCUGUGCGAACACGGCUUCACUGGGCACCGCUGCACCGAGCGCCUCUGCCCUGACGGCCUGUACGGCCUCAGCUGCCAGACUGCCUGUACCUGCGACCCGGAGCACAGUCUCAGCUGCCACCCGAUGCACGGCGAGUGCGUGUGCCGGCCGGGCUGGGCAGGCCUGCACUGCAACGAGAGCUGCCCGCGGGACACGCACGGACCGGGCUGCCAGGAGCACUGCCUGUGCCUGCACGGCGGCGUCUGCCUGGCCGACAGCGGCCUCUGCCGGUGCGGGCCGGGCUACACGGGGCCCCACUGCGCCAGCCCGUGUCCCCCUGAUACCUACGGAGUCAACUGCACCUCGCGGUGCUCGUGCGAAAACGCCAUCACCUGCUCACCGGUCGAUGGCACUUGCGUCUGCAAGGAAGGUUGGCAGCGUGGUAACUGCUCUGUGCCCUGCCCACCUGGAACCUGGGGCUUCGGUUGCAAUGCCAGUUGCCAGUGUGCCAAUGGAGGAGUCUGCAGCCCCCAAACUGGAGCCUGUACCUGCACCCCUGGGUGGCAUGGGGCCCACUGCCAACUACCCUGCCCGAAGGGGCAGUUUGGCAAAGGUUGUGCUGGCCGCUGUGACUGUGACCACUCUGAUGGCUGCGACCCUGUUCAUGGACACUGCCAGUGCCAGGCUGGCUGGACAGGUACCCAUUGCCACCUGCCCUGCCCUGAGGGCUUCUGGGGAGCCAACUGCAGCAAUACCUGCACCUGCAAGAAUGGGGGCACCUGCCUCCCGGAGAAUGGCAACUGUGUGUGUGCACCUGGCUUCCGAGGCCCAUACUGCCAGAGACCUUGCCAGCCGGGCCGCUAUGGCAAACGUUGUGUACCCUGCAAGUGCAAUAACCAUUCUUCCUGCCACCCUGUGAAUGGGACCUGCUACUGCCUGGCCGGCUGGAAAGGCCCUGACUGCUCCCAGCCAUGCGCCUCGGGCCACUGGGGGGCUAACUGUGCCCAGUUGUGCCAGUGUCACCAUGGUGGGACCUGCCACCCCCAGGAUGGGAGCUGUGUCUGUACCCCAGGCUGGACCGGCCAACAUUGCUCAGAAGGCUGCCCUCCAGGGACCUUUGGUGCCAACUGUUCCCAACCAUGUGAGUGUGGUCUUGGAGAGAAGUGCCACCCAGAGACAGGGGCCUGUGUGUGUCCCCCGGGGUACAGUGGUGCACCCUGCAGGAUUGGAAGCCAGGAGCCUUUCACCAUGAUGCCUACCUCUCCAGUGGCCUAUAACUCGCUGGGUGCAGUGAUUGGCAUCGCAGUGCUGGGAUCCCUUGUCGUGGCCCUGAUAGCACUCUUCAUUGGCUACCGCCAUUGGCAAAAGGGCAAGGAGCACCAGCACUUGGCAGUGGCGUACAGCAGUGGGCGACUGGAUGGCUCAGAGUAUGUCAUGCCAGAUAUUCCUUCAAGCUACAGUCACUACUACUCCAACCCCAGCUACCACACCCUGUCACAGUGCUCUCCCCACCCCCCGCCCCCUAACAAGGUUCCAGGCAGCCAGCUCUUUGCCAGCCUCCAGGCACCCGAGAGGGCAGGUGGAGCCCACAGGCAUGACAACCAUGCUACACUACCUGCUGACUGGAAGCACCUCCGGGAGAGCUCUCCAGGACCUCUGGACAGGGGUGGCAGCCGCCUGGACCGAAGCUACAGCUAUAGCUAUAGGCAUGGUAAGGGCCCAGGCCCUGUGUCUAAUAAAGGGAACAUCUCUGAAGAGGAGCUGGGGACCAGCUUGGCUUCCCUGAACAGUGAGAACCCAUAUGCCACCAUCCGAGACCUGCCCAGCCUGCCAGUAGGUCCCCGGGAGAGCAGUUACGUGGAGAUGAAAGGCCCCCCUUCAGCUUCUCCUCCCAGGCAGGCUCUUCAGCGUCGGGACAGCCAGCGGCGGUGGCAGCCCCAGCCACAGAGAGACAGUGGCACAUAUGAGCAGCCCAGCCCCCUGAUCCAUGAUCGAGACUCCACGGCCUCCCAGCCCCCUCUUCCUCCAGGUCUGCCCCCUGGCCACUAUGACUCACCCAAGAACAGCCACAUCCCCGGACACUAUGACUUACCUCCAGUACGGCACCCCCCGUCACCCCCACUUCGGCGCCAGGACCGCUGAGGAGCCAAGAUGAUACAGAGGAAGCCUGCGAACCUGGUCCUUGCUGUCCAAGGCUGGGGACAGAGCUUUGUGUGUACUGCCAGGAGCAGGGAGAAGACUGGCAGGCCAUGACGCGAACAUAUUUAAUGAAGGAAGUGAAUGGAGAACUAGGAGCCUCGCUCCAGGUUCUGUCAGGGGAGACAGUGGUUGGCAGGAUGCCUGAUUCCCUUUUAUGGACCUGCUGCUCCCCGAAGCCCCCUAGGGCCCUGUGUACGUCAGCUGAUGGGUGAAAGUGGCUGGGUGACUCUGGUUUCAGAUUGAUUUUUAAAAUGUAUAAUGGGUACCUUUCUUGCACAUGCCCUGCAGGGUGGGGUGUG